GACCAUUGCCUUCAGCUGUUCAACAAGAGCUAGAAGGUUGUCCAGAGUGUUGCGCGGAUCAUGGCUGGUGUAACAGCUCUCUUGGUUCUUCUCAUAGCUGCUGUUCCGGUCUAUGCCACCCAGUACACGGUAGGGGACUCGCAGGGUUGGACAAGUGGUGUAGAUUAUAGCACCUGGGUUUCAGACAAGACCUUCAAGGUCGGCGACACCCUUUUGUUUCAGUAUGGCUUCCUUCAUAGCGUGGACGAGGUGAGUGAAUCCGACUAUAAGGCCUGCUCUGCCAGCAAUUCCAUUCAAACCUACAACGACCAGAACACCAAGAUCACUCUCUCCAAGGCCGGCAGCCGAUACUUCAUCUGCGGAACCCCCGGCCACUGCACCGGUGGAAUGAAGCUAGCCGUUACCGUCGCGGGCUCCAGCACCACCCCAUCCACACCCGAAGGAUCCACUCCAUCUACCUCGACACCGUCCACUCCUUCUAGUGGUUCUCAGCCUUCCUCCAAGACCCCAUCAACCCCUUCGACCACCAAAAUCAAUGGAGCAACGGGCAGUGGCUUCUAUGCUGGGAAUGCUCUGUUCCUUGGGUUGUUGCUAGUUCUGGGCCGUGUACUUUUGGGCUAGGGGAGAGGCAGUGCUUGAGUCAGAGAUUUACUGGGCUUUGGUCCGUUCCAUUACUGUUUCAUGGUGGAUGGCCCAGUUGGGGCUACUUUGGUUUGUUAUGUGAUUUUUGCUGUUAGAGUGGUUGUGUAACAUAAUAAGAUUUAUGGUUCUUGUUAUUUAU
This is a messenger RNA of Elaeis guineensis (African oil palm), 781 nucleotides long. Its product is annotated as stellacyanin. NCBI's taxonomy places the organism in Eukaryota, Viridiplantae, Streptophyta, Magnoliopsida, Arecales, Arecaceae. Gene Ontology annotation, cellular component: plasma membrane. Gene Ontology annotation, molecular function: electron transfer activity. The record is from RefSeq and is a predicted model, not a curated record.